Messenger RNA from Colletotrichum higginsianum IMI 349063, 636 nucleotides. RefSeq names its product Aurora kinase 2 splicing. Gene Ontology annotation, cellular component: spindle pole centrosome; spindle midzone; spindle microtubule. Gene Ontology annotation, biological process: mitotic spindle organization; regulation of cytokinesis. The record is from RefSeq and is a predicted model, not a curated record. NCBI's taxonomy places the organism in Eukaryota, Fungi, Ascomycota, Sordariomycetes, Glomerellales, Glomerellaceae. Gene Ontology annotation, molecular function: protein kinase activity; ATP binding. The transcript is spliced from 3 exons. Bases 1 to 636 code for a protein of 211 amino acids.
AUGCUCUACGAACUUGCGGAUCCAAAGGGAUUGCACAUGGGCAUGUUCGACAUCGACCGCUCACUUGGGAAGGGCGCGUCUGGACAUGUGUAUCUUGCUCGAGAACGCAAGAACGGUUUUGUCUGUGCUCUCAAGAUCUUAAACAAGAAACAAAUGCAAAGGAGCUGCAUGCAGAAGCAGCCUGAACCGUGCUUUGAUCUGUCGACUGCCGCCCAGCGGCAGGAUCCGACGUAUGAGGACACCAAGAACCUCAAUAAGCGCCUGAAGUGGCAGAUGGAGUCCCUCGACAGAGGCCUCACCUUCGUACCUCUGGAUCUGCCGACCGCAAAGCUCUUUGUUUUCGUGGAUGGAUCAUUCGCUAACAAUCGCGAUAUGACCUCACAGCUCGGUUUCAUCAUCAUUCUCGGAAACGAAGAACCGAUCGACGGCCACGAUGAUGCCUUCAAGUUGACCGGCAACGUCGUUCACUAUAGCUCGACGAAGUCCAAAAGGGUCACCAGAAGCGUACUGGCCUCAGAGAUCUACGGCAUGGUGGCCGACGUAGACAUGGCCUAUGCCAUCUUAUCCACACUGGCCAUGAUCACGAAGAAACUCAACCUCCCGAUUAUACCUACGAUCGCGAAAAGCGCCAAAUGA